CCAACCAGUCCUUAACCCUAAAGAGGUGUAGCCUGCAUGAUGUCUCUUUGAUAAAACUCUGAAGCGAAUACAACCAAACCCGAGUGGUUCCAGAAGCUGUAAGGAUGGAUCUACCCUGGGCUUUCUCCGUGUGUCUGGACAGCCGCAGUCUGCUCCUCUUCACCCUGGUCCUCCUGCUGGUGGCCCUGGGUCUGAGGUCCCGUCGGCCGAGAAGCUUUCCUCCAGGACCCUGUGCUCUUCCUCUGGUGGGGAAUAUUCUCUCUCUUGACUUCAACAAUCUCCACAACGACAUGACCAAGUUGGCAGAGCAGUAUGGGAACGUGUACAGCCUGAAGAUGGGCCCUGUGUGGACGGUGGUGUUGAACGGCUUCAGCACUCUGCAGGAGGGUCUCAGCAAAGGAGAUCACAUGAUCGACCGCCCUGCUUUCCCCAUCCAUACUGAUGUGUUGCCUGAUCGAGGUAUUGUUUUUGCUAAUGGCUAUUCGUGGAAGCAACAAAGGCAGUUUGCCCUCUCCACUCUCAAAUACUUUGGCGUUGGCAAGAAAUCACAUGAAUCUUCCAUACUGGAGGAAUUUAGGUACAUGUCCAAAGAAAUCGCUAGUCAUAAAGGCAAACCCUUCAAUCUACAUUUUUUAAUGAACAACGCCGUCUCCAACAUCAUCUGCUCCCUGAUCUUUGGCCAUCGCUUUGACUACAAGGAUGAGAAGUUUCUGCAGUUGAUAACGUUGUUGGACAAAGGGGUCCAGAUUGAAGGAUCCAUUUGGGCACAGCUGUACACCGCCUUUCCUGUGCUGAUGAGGCGUUUGCCGGGGCCACACCACACUCUUCAAAAGGGUUAUCGUGAUAUAAUGGACUUGAUGAAAACAGAAAUUAAUAAGCACAGGGAAGACUGGAACCCCUCUGAUCCCCGAGACUUCAUCGACUGUUACCUGACUGAGAUUCAGAAGCAUCAGGACAAGAGGGAUGAUGAGCCAAACGCUUGUUUUGAUGAAGGCAACCUGGUGAUGUGUUCGUUUGAUCUGUUCGGAGCUGGCACUGAGACCACCUCCAUCACCCUGCGCUGGGGUGUGCUCUACAUGGCAAAGUACACCGAGAUUCAGGAGAAGGUCCAGGAGGAGAUAGACAGCGUGAUUGGACAGUCCAGAGAGCCGUCCAUGGAAGAUCGUCCAAACAUGCCCUACACUGACGCCGUCAUACACGAGAUCCAGAGAAUUGGAAACGUAGUUCCUCUCAACCUGCCUCAUGUGACCAACAGGGACGUUCAGAUAGGAGGCUACACAAUCCCAAAGGGAGUUAUAGUAAUGCCCAACCUGACCUCGGUGCUGUUUGACAAGAAUGAGUGGGAGACGCCCAACACCUUCAACCCAGGACACUUUCUGAACAAGGAGGGGAAGUUUGUGCAGCGAGCUGCUUUCAUCCCUUUCUCUGUGGGUAAGCGGGUGUGUCUCGGGGAGAACCUGGCCAGGAUAGAGCUCUUCCUCUUCUUCACCUCCUUCCUGCAGCGCUUCACCUUCUCCAUGCCUCCGGGUGUGGAGGCUGUGUUCAAGCCCCGUUUCAGCAUCUUCCUCUUACCCCAACCCUACCAAAUCUGUGCCACUUUACGUGAAGAGUGAGACAUCUCAUCAACACAAUUUCUCGUGCUGUAAUUGUACGAGGAGACGCAUUAAAUAUUGUUGUGGGUCUGCAAGGUAUUUAUUGUUAAUUGUGCCUUGUUUCCCCCUGGGGUUUCUUAAAAGGCACGCAUGGAUUUUUAGGACAUUUAAAAAAUAUAUAUAUAUAUAUAAUACAACUUUUUAUGGUAACAUCUGUAAAACCCUAAAGGAGGAAAUCUCCCACGACAUCUGGAGCCUCUGAAUCAAAGAAGGUCAUACUAAGGCCUACUUUAAAUCAUAUGGAUGUUUCGCUUAGUUGUGGUCUGCCAUUUGAUUAUUUUCAGGUUAGGUGGAGGUUUAAGGUAACAACAAAAACUGUAUUAUCAGGGAUUCAGGGUCUCUGUAGAUCGUGUUGUUUCUUUUAAAUAAAUGUCUUAUAUACUGUAAUUGUACGAGGAGACGCAUUCAAUAUUGUUGUGGGUCUGCAAGGUAUUUAUUGUUAAUUGUGCCUUGUUUCCCCCUGGGGUUUCUUAAAGGCACGCAUGGAUUUUUAGGACAUUUAAAAAAAACAAUAUAAUGGUAACAUCUGUAAAACCCUAAAGGAGGAAAUCUCCCACGACAUCUGGAGCUUCUGAAGAAGGUCAUACUAAGGCCUCUUACAUAAGACAUGAAGAAAUGCAAUAGGCUAAACAAGGUCACCAAACUGGGUGCUAGGUAAGAGGGCAGAUAUCAGGAAAACACGGUGAUAAGAAUAAAAAAGUCAGCCACACUGCAGUUGUUAUAUUGUGAGUAUUUUAGUCAGAAAUUAUGUAAGCUUGGUCAGAAAUUACCCUAUCCUGUCAUUCACACAGCUAUUCUACUAGAAAAAUGUAUGUUUGUUUCAGUUAAACUUUAUUGGAAAUAUUCCUGUGAACUCUUUGACUACAGUAUCACACAGACAGUCCUUAUUAUUUGACAAUCAGUGACAACCUGACUGUAAAAAGUCAGUUCUUAAUAUUGUCACCAUUUUGUAAGAAGUUUUAUUACUUUCAGCUGCCAUACACAUACAUGACAAAUAAUGAGUCCAUUGCAAAUUGAAUAUACUUAUAAAUAUUUGUUCAUGAAAUUGUAAACAUUUUAAAUAUAGUGGUGAUUAAAUAAACUCGUUGUUA
Trematomus bernacchii (emerald rockcod) is the source of this 2743-nucleotide messenger RNA. Its product is annotated as cytochrome P450 2J2-like. The coding region runs from base 105 to 1613 and encodes 502 amino acids. Lineage: Eukaryota; Metazoa; Chordata; Actinopteri; Perciformes; Nototheniidae. Gene Ontology annotation, biological process: xenobiotic metabolic process. The transcript has 9 exons. The record is from RefSeq and is a predicted model, not a curated record. Gene Ontology annotation, cellular component: intracellular membrane-bounded organelle; cytoplasm. Gene Ontology annotation, molecular function: oxidoreductase activity, acting on paired donors, with incorporation or reduction of molecular oxygen, reduced flavin or flavoprotein as one donor, and incorporation of one atom of oxygen; iron ion binding; heme binding.